UGUUUGACAAAGCAUUUUCAGGCUGCACUGGUAGAAACAUAAAAGUACAUGAAGAACGUAGAAGCCUGUUUGUGAGUUUGUUUUACAAUGGUGGACAAUGAUUUGCAACACCUCAUACAAAGAUUUUAUGAGUUGCAAGCUGAACGCGUGGAGGCUUACAAACUGUUUGAAGAGGGGCACCAGGCCUACCUAAAGUCCGGCCCUCACUAUGACUUCAUCCAGUACCGGCAACUGGUCCAUGAGAUCACGAAGGGCUUCAAUGGCAUCAACAAAGAGCUGAUCCAAAUGAAAGACCGAUUCCGAGAAGUGUAUGAUCGGCCAGAUCUGUCUGAACACUUAGAGAAAAUGCAAGAGAUUGAAAAAGAAAAGUUGGAAUUGACUGCAAGAUUACAGAUAGCCAAACAAAACAGCCAGGACCACCCCAAUCAGGAAGACUACCAAGAAGAGGUGCAAAUGUUAAAACACAAGAUAAUUAAAACCGUAGAAGCAAUCAGUGAAGUAUUACAGGAUUUCAAGUUCGACUGCGAAGAAAUACAAUGAAGUUUCACUCUUUCGAAGCCGCAGACUGCAAGCCGAGGCCUGGAACGGAAUAUUUAUUUGUACCUGAUGUAUUUUGGCUGUUUUUCUAAGCAGAUAUUGUGUCCUGUUAUACAAAUUUUGUUAUCAUCAUUUUAUUAAUCCAUAGGACUAUUUUGAGCCCCUAAAUGAGAAAAAGAAGGGGGGAAGCAUGCACACAACAUUGGUCAUGUUUUGAUGAAUGGAGUGUAAUAAGAUUUUUUUUUGUUUUUAAUUUAAUAACUUAAAUUGUCUACAAUUGUGUAAUUAUAGUUGAUUGACUUAAGUUCUUGCAAUAAAAAAAAAAGAAAGCAUUAUAUAUGAACACGAUAAUACUCCCUAAUAUAACUUUUAUAAUUGUUCACGCUGGUUUGUCUUAAUCAAACUUACAAUUUAAAAAGCAAAACAUUCUGCUCUUUCCCCUUAAUUUUACCUCUGAAAUAGGAAAAUAAAAAUCUAAAAUGCAUGCACCCA
This is a messenger RNA of Pelobates fuscus (common spadefoot toad), 1029 nucleotides long. It is a transcript of the gene REX1BD, whose product is annotated as required for excision 1-B domain containing. The coding region runs from base 88 to 540 and encodes 150 amino acids. NCBI's taxonomy places the organism in Eukaryota, Metazoa, Chordata, Amphibia, Anura, Pelobatidae. The transcript has 5 exons. The record is from RefSeq and is a predicted model, not a curated record.